Molecule: messenger RNA, 735 nt
Organism: Culex quinquefasciatus (southern house mosquito)
Lineage: Eukaryota; Metazoa; Arthropoda; Insecta; Diptera; Culicidae
Product: ankyrin repeat domain-containing protein 17
Exons: 2
Coding region: 22-735 (237 amino acids)
Biological process (GO): innate immune response
Cellular component (GO): cytoplasm
Molecular function (GO): protein binding
Source: RefSeq, a predicted model, not a curated record
CGGUACCGACAUAAAGCGAAAAUGGAGGCCCAGUCCGAACGCACCAAGGACACUCCACUGUCGCUGGCCUGUUCCGGAGGACGUUAUCAAGUGGUGGAGUUGCUGCUGAUCAUGAACGCCAACCGUGAAAACCGUAACGUACCCGACUACACGCCACUCAGUGUGGCCACCAGCGGAGGUUACGUGAAAAACAUCAAGCUUCUGCUGAGUCAUGGCGCUGAAAUCAACUCUCAAACGGGCAGCAAGCUGGGAAUUUCACCUCUCAAGCUCGCGGCGGCCGUUGAGGUCAAGAACAAAAAGGGCAAAUCUCCACUUUGGCUCGCUGCCAACGGAGGCCACCUGGCGGUCGUGGAGGUUCUGUGCAACGCAGGAGCCGACAUCGAUUCCCAAGACAAUCGCAAAGUGUCCAGCCUAAUGGCAACGUUCCGUAAGGGCCACACCAAGGUCGUCAAGUGGAUGGUGAACUACAAACGGAAGAAGCGUAGAAAGGCUGAAAAGCGCGAACAGCAGCGCAAACUAGUCGAAGGCGAAGCCGAAAUCCAGUGCGAAAAAAAGUACCAGAACGUGCUUAAUCGGCAGCCUGCGCGUAUACGCUUUCACCUGAGCAAAGUCCCCGAAGAAUCGUUCGACAAACAAGGACCUGCCAACGAAACUCCGGCCAUUCGGUCCGCGUGGUUCAAGGUCGUGUUGGCGUUACUUCAGCACACGCCGUUCCUGGUGGCCGGGCGCUCGUGA